Myzus persicae (green peach aphid) is the source of this 1781-nucleotide messenger RNA. Its product is annotated as protein PRY1-like. The transcript has 10 exons. The record is from RefSeq and is a predicted model, not a curated record. Bases 286 to 1659 code for a protein of 457 amino acids. NCBI's taxonomy places the organism in Eukaryota, Metazoa, Arthropoda, Insecta, Hemiptera, Aphididae. Gene Ontology annotation, cellular component: extracellular region.
GUUUCGAUAUUUACCGAUCUUACAGUGUUUGUGGUUAUAACAGUAACACAAAAUAAUAACAAUAAUAAUAACUGCAAUCAUAACAAUAUUAAAUUUCUACGGUGUAGUUGAAAUAGUAUAGUAACUAGUAAUAGUAGUAUAAUAGUAAUACCUUAAGUAGUAGUAAUUAUUAGUAAUACUAGACACUUGUAAUGGUUAAUAAUAGGUUAAUUUAAUUAUUUUACCAUGCAGCGUGCGUCUUGUAUUGUAUUUUAAUUAAUCAAAUGCUAUAUUAAUAACAAUAAUAUGGUGAUUAAAGAACCUCCGUCUAGACCCGACGUCGUCGACAGAUUACGCUGUUUGCCGAGACAAAGAUAUGCAAGUAGUUCCAUCGACUUAACAUCUUUCCAAGACUCCACCCAUGGGCAUGACUUCAAUCAGGGUCAUAGUCGAGUAGUCAUGACCAGAAAAACGGAACGGAGGAUAUUUGUCGCCCCUUCAAAAUUGGGACAGAAACCCAAGUUUGAAACCUUGACCAAAGAAACCGUGCAGACGUUUCGGGGUAACAAAACAGAGAGGAAAGUAACUUCUGAAACGAAAAACAUAGAAGAAACCAUUGAUAACAAAUUGGAUGGAUCUGACGACUUCCUUUCAUCGUUGUCACCGUCAACUUCAUCACAAGAAUUAAAAACGUCAUACAAACAAAGAUGUACAGCUAUAAAAUCGCAGAAAAAAAUAAUCAUCGACAACAAGACAUUUAUACAAGAAUGUUUGGAUGCACACAAUCAAUACAGGAAGAAACACACUGUUCCUCCUAUGAUCCUGAGUAAGAAACUUUGUAAAUAUGCAGAAGAAUGGGCUAACUAUUUGAGCGUCAAAGGUCUUCUGGAGCACAGACCUUCAUCGCCGUAUGGUGAGAACUUGUUUUGCUCUUGGACGUCACUGCCCAACCACAGGAUCGAAGGGAGGGAACCGGUGGACAGUUGGUACGAAGAAAUCAAAUUUCACCCCUUUGGCCGCGAACCCACUACUCUGAAAUCAGGUCAUUUUUCACAAGUAGUUUGGGCGACCAGCAAAGAAAUGGGAGUCGGCGUAGCGUCCAACCGUUCCGGACAAAUAUUCGUUGUCGCCUGUUACGAUCCCGCUGGAAAUUUUCUGGGCCAGUUUAGAGAAAACGUUCCACCUGUCGGUGGUUUUAAAGACGCGCCACUCAGUCCUCAUCUUGUACAGCUCGCGUACACGGACGAACAGUUGUAUAAAGACAGUUUAAAGCUACAUAAUGACUACAGGCAGAAACAUGGUUCCGGGCCACUGACUUUGAACAAAAUGUUGUGUCGCAACGCACUGACCUGGGCAAAUACAUUGGCCAAAGAUGACAAGUUCAUCCAUCAGCCAGAUAAUCCAUUUGGCGAGAACUUGUUCAGCAUUUGGUCGUCGGAUCAGGUGACGGCCAGAGACGCGAUAUGCAACUGGUACAAAGCGGGAAAAGAUUACGAUUAUUCGAGAGAACCUAGAAUUAUAAAAUCAGGACAAUUCACUCAACUCGUGUGGAAAGGAUCACACUCCAUGGGUAUAGCGAUGGUGAAAGGCAAGUCUGGAAGAAUUGUGAUCGUCGCAAAUUAUAAUCCACCCGGCAACAUAAUGGGACAGUUUAUGGAUAACGUUCUUAAGCCUAAUUAGACCAUUUACGUUGUCUAUACACAUUAGUCAUAAACUUACAUUCCUUUUUUAUAUUUAAAUAUCUAUUUUCAUUCUUUUUUUGUUACUUAUAAUCAUUAUUAUGUAUAAUAAUUUCGAAAGUA